This is a messenger RNA of Metarhizium brunneum ARSEF 3297, 246 nucleotides long. RefSeq lists its product as uncharacterized. The record is from RefSeq and is a predicted model, not a curated record. NCBI's taxonomy places the organism in Eukaryota, Fungi, Ascomycota, Sordariomycetes, Hypocreales, Clavicipitaceae.
AUGGUCCCCUCAGCAACUCUCUUCAGCAUCUUCGCCAUGCUCGCCGCAGCCAGUGCGCAGGCAAGCUCGUCCUGGAAACCGGCCAAGAACCAACUCUGCUUCGGCCGCCAGAGCUGCCACUACGCAUCCGACGAGGCAAAUAAACGACAGGGCAACCUCAUGUCGCACAUCUUCCCCGACGAAGUCUGUAUCCGAGGCAAAAUCAACCCCGAAAGCUGGGUAGACAGGAUCCCCAAGUGCGGUUGA